AUGGCGAAUAGAGUAAGAAGGAUGAUUCGUGAAGAAGUUGGGGAUGGAUACUUUUGUAUUCUUGUUGAUGAAGCACAAGAUGCAUCUAAGAGAGAACAAAUGGCUAUUAUUUUGAGGUUUGUGAAUGGUCAGGGUAUUUUGACGGAACGCUACUUUGAUAUCAAAAGCGUCAGCGACACCACAUCAUCAAGUCUAAAAAAUGAGAUUGUAAAUGUUCUUGCUCAACAUGAACUUGAAGUGUCAAAAAUGAGAGGCCAAGGAUAUGAUGGUGCUAGUAAUAUGCAGGGCGCUUGGAAUGGACUUCAGGCAUUAUUUCUUAGAGAUUGUCCGUAUACUUAUUAUGUCUACUGUUUUGCUCAUCGAUUACAGUUGGUAUUGGUUUAUGCAGCUAACGAAGUUGGUGUUAUUUGGGAGUUCUUUUCUCAUCUAGAUAAUAUUAUCAGUUCUUUCCCUAAACGCAUUACAGAGUUACAAUCUGCUCAAAGGAAUGAAAUUGAGCAUAUGUUAGCUACUGGGGAGCGUGAGUUAGGAAGUGGAGCAAAUCAAGAAGAAUUUCUUGGGGAAGUGAAAAAGUAUUGUGCAAAACAUGAUAUUGAGAUACCCGACCUAGAAAGUUUGUAUAAAAUUGGUCCUUGUCGUUCUCGCGAUCCAAUUAUAAUGAAGCAUCAUUAUCACUUUGAUGUUUUCAAUGAAGCAAUAGAUUACGUACUGAUAGAAUUAAAUACAAGAUUUAAUGAUACAUCAGUUGAACUUCUCACACUUAGUGCAGCUUUGGAUCCUAGAAAUUCAUUUGAAUCAUUUAACAAUCAUGACAUUUGUACACUUGUUGAGAAAUUCUAUCCUGCAGAUUUUACUCAGCAAGAUAUUCGUACUUUGGAAUAUGAAUUGCGACAUUAUGAGCUAGAUAUGAAGGCUGAAUCUCGAUUUAAAGAUGAUAUGAUAGGAUGUAAGGGAUCUGUAAUCAUUAUAUUCUUUGGGGAUUACGGCGGCAUUGAGACCGAGCUGGACUUCUGUGGCCAAACUGGAAUGCAUAUGAGGUGGGGCUUGCGAGCAAUAGACAUGAGAUCGGAGAUAUUUGCAAUUGUAAUAGAUGGGAGUGUUUAA
Olea europaea var. sylvestris is the source of this 1104-nucleotide messenger RNA. RefSeq lists its product as uncharacterized. The record is from RefSeq and is a predicted model, not a curated record. The transcript is spliced from 4 exons. The coding region runs from base 1 to 1104 and encodes 367 amino acids. Lineage: Eukaryota; Viridiplantae; Streptophyta; Magnoliopsida; Lamiales; Oleaceae.